UGCGCGCUGCUGCUGCUGCUUCUUCCUCUUCCGCGCCCGUCCAGCUCCGUGUAACUCUCCGGUCCCGCCAUGGCCGCGCUCACCCGGAACCCGAUGUUCCAGAAGCUGCAGGAAUGGCACCGUGCGAACCGCGCCGAUCUCAAUCUGCGGGACCUUUUUGAGAAGGAUCCGGAGCGCUUCAACCACUUCAGCUUGAACCUCAACACCAACCAUGGGAAUAUUCUGGUGGAUUACUCCAAGAACCUCGUGAACAAGGAGGUGAUGGAGAUACUGGUGGACCUGGCUAAGUCCAGGGGCGUGGAGGCUGCACGGGACAGAAUGUUCAGUGGUGAGAAGAUCAACUACACGGAGGAUCGGGCUGUGCUGCAUGUGGCCCUCCGGAACCGGUCCAACACACCUAUUGUGGUGGAUGGCAAAGACGUGAUGCCAGAGGUCAACAGGGUUCUGGAGAAGAUGAAGUCUUUCUGCCAGCGGGUCCGGAGUGGCGACUGGAAGGGUUACACCGGCAAAUCCAUCACGGACAUCAUCAACAUCGGCAUUGGAGGCUCCGACCUGGGACCCCUCAUGGUGACUGAAGCUCUCAAGCCGUACUCUGCAGGAGGUCCCCGCGUCUGGUUUGUUUCUAACAUUGAUGGAACUCACAUUGCCAAAACACUGGCCAACCUGACCCCUGAGUCUUCCCUGUUUAUAAUCGCCUCCAAGACCUUCACCACCCAGGAGACCAUCACCAAUGCAGAGACGGCGAAGGAGUGGUUUCUUAACACAGCGAAGGAACCGUCUGCGGUUGCCAAGCACUUUGUCGCCCUGUCUACAAACACGACCAAAGUGAAGGAGUUUGGAAUCGACCCUCAAAACAUGUUCGAGUUCUGGGAUUGGGUAGGUGGCCGCUACUCGCUGUGGUCAGCCAUUGGACUUUCCAUCGCUCUGCACGUGGGUUUUGACCACUUCGAACAGCUGCUCUCCGGGGCUCACUGGAUGGACCAGCACUUCCGCAAGACCCCCCUGGAUAAGAAUGCCCCCGUCCUGCUGGCUCUACUGGGGAUCUGGUAUAUCAACUGCUUUAAGUGCGAGACCCACGCCUUGCUGCCCUAUGACCAGUACAUGCACCGAUUUGCUGCCUACUUCCAGCAGGGCGACAUGGAGUCCAAUGGGAAGUACAUCACCAAGUCCGGUACCCGGGUGGACCACCAGACAGGCCCCAUUGUGUGGGGAGAGCCAGGGACCAAUGGCCAACAUGCAUUCUAUCAGCUUAUCCACCAAGGCACCAAGAUGAUACCCUGUGAUUUCCUCAUCCCUGUCCAGACCCAGCACCCCAUACGGAAAGGUCUGCAUCACAAGAUCCUCCUGGCCAACUUCUUGGCCCAGACUGAGGCCCUGAUGAAGGGGAAGUUACCUGAAGAGGCUAAGAAGGAGCUCCAGGCUGCAGGAAAGAGCCCGGAGGACCUGGAGAAGCUCCUGCCACACAAGGUCUUCGAAGGAAAUCGCCCAACCAACUCUAUUGUGUUCACCAAGCUCACACCAUUCAUUCUGGGAGCCUUGAUUGCCAUGUAUGAACACAAGAUCUUCGUUCAGGGCAUCAUCUGGGACAUCAACAGCUUCGACCAAUGGGGAGUGGAGCUGGGGAAGCAGCUGGCCAAGAAGAUCGAGCCCGAGCUGGAGGGCAGCUCCGCCGUGACCUCCCACGAUUCCUCCACUAACGGCCUCAUCAGCUUCAUCAAGCAGCAGCGGGACGUCAAAAUAGAAUAAACUCAGCCGCAGCCCUCUUGA
Messenger RNA from Peromyscus eremicus (cactus mouse), 1767 nucleotides. RefSeq names its product glucose-6-phosphate isomerase (gene Gpi). The transcript is spliced from 18 exons. Gene Ontology annotation, molecular function: monosaccharide binding; carbohydrate derivative binding; glucose-6-phosphate isomerase activity. Bases 70 to 1746 code for a protein of 558 amino acids. Lineage: Eukaryota; Metazoa; Chordata; Mammalia; Rodentia; Cricetidae. The record is from RefSeq and is a predicted model, not a curated record. Gene Ontology annotation, cellular component: cytosol. Gene Ontology annotation, biological process: glucose 6-phosphate metabolic process; glycolytic process; gluconeogenesis.